CUGCUGGUACAGUGCUGUCUACAUCAUGUCAUGUGUGUCUGUAGGUACAAGUCAGUCUGCUGGUACAGUGCUGUCUACAUCAUGUGUCAUACAAAUGGGGACCAGCCCUAGUCCUGGAAUAUGCACAGUUUCUCCUUCCACUGGCUUUGAGAUUGUCACCAAUUUCUCAGUGAAUUGCUCUGGGUUCAUUGACAGCACCAGUCAACUCCACUACAACUACCAUUUUUGGGAUGGAGAUCCUGCUACCAAGAAUCAAUCAGGUAUCCUGUUAGGCAGCGGUUCUGGUGGUUAUAUCCACAUCUCUGCUCUGUCUGUGUCCCCAGCCAGUGAGAACAGUCAGGGGGAGGUCCGUGUGCAUGCUGUCAAUGACAAUGGUUUAAGGACUGUGGUGACUUCCACUGUCCAGGUAUGUUUAUAUUAUCUGUGGGGGUUAGAGUGUGUACAUGUUGUCAAUGACUAUGGUAUGAGGACUGUGGUGACUUCCACUGUCCAGGUAUGUUUAUAUUAUCUGUGGGGGUUAGAGUGUGUACAUGCUGUCAAUGACAAUGGUUUAAGGACUGUGGUGACUUCCACUGUCCAGGUAUGUUUAUAUUAUCUGUGGGGGUUAGAGUGUGUACAUGCUGUCAAUGACAAUGGUAUGAAGACUGUGGUGACUUCCACUGUCCAGGUCCUUCCAUUAAGUGACCAUCCUGAUUUUUUAGACAGUGAUGUUGGUACCUUUUUAGAGGAGAUAACAGGGGAUCAGAACAGUGUCUUGUGGACUGCUGUGAGGGAAGGCGACCAGACAGCUGUUCUACAGCUGGUUGAAGCCAUCAGUUCCUUGCUGAAUUCUGGGACAGAGAAUUUACCUGACUCAAAAAGACGGGAACAGGGUCCGUCCAACGUUCAGGAAGAAGUCUCAAAGGAGACGGGAGAAGAAAAUGUACCAACUUCUGAGAGCAGCGCUCCUUGCACUACGACGAGUAGUAGUGACACUGACAGUAGUGUUACUGCUAGUGCUAGCACCUCUCACUCUCAGGUCGCACAAGAGGCUGACGUGAACUGUGAUAUCACCACCCUCCACCUUGAAGGAGGGACUAAUGUAAACGUGGAGGAUGUUAUUUACUUCAAGUUUGAUGCUGAGACCAACAAAUCACAUCAGAUCACCAUCUGGCCAGCAGACAAUAAUGCCACCCUGCAAGUUUACCUAAAAGCCAAUGCCAGGCCCAGCAAAGAAGAGAUCUUAAACAGCACUACAGUUAUCCCUGUUCCCGAAGAGAUGCGUUAUCGUCAUGGCAAUCAAAGUGCCAGUGGCUAUGUUUUGUUUGUCCCAGAAAAUGAAACCACUGAGGCAGACACUGUUUAUUACAUGGGGAUCACUUUAUUUAAUACCAGUGAUUCUGGGAACAGGCACCUUGAUGUUAAUGAGAGUGUCCAACUUCUGGUCACAGUCCAUUCCAGUGCCUGUCUCUUCUGGGAUGAGCAGAAAGAAAUCUGGAGUAGUGAAGGAUGUAAGGUUUCUCCUCUCAGCACAGCUGUUACGUUACACUGUAUCUGUCAUCACAUGACUGUGUUUUCUGGCAGUUUCUUUAUUCUGCCUAAUGCCAUUGAUAUUGUGGCAGACUCUGCUCUGUUCUUGACUUUACUGGAGAACCCAUUGGUGGUGAACAUUGUGCUGUGUGUAUGGGGCAUCUACCUGGCAGUUGUUAUCUGGGCACACAAGAAGGACAGGGAAGACCUUCUUAAGGUUGGAGUGACAGUGUUAGAAGACAAUGAUCCAGAGCACAAAUAUGGCUACCUAAUUACUGUCAUCACUGGCUGGAGGACAGGGGCAGGAACCACAGCUAACGUGGGUUGUUUUAUCACAGGUGAAGAUGGUGAAAGUGACUGUCAUGUCCUAAGUGAUCCCAGACGUCCAGUAUUUGAGAGUGGUGGCGUGGACAGUUUCCUACUGACCUGUGCCCAGUGCCUGGGUGACCUCGUCUCUGUCACCAUCUGGCACGACAACUCUGGAGCUGCUCCUGCCUGGUUUCUGGAGAAGUUGACAGUGAGGGACCUGCAGAAAAAUGAGGUGUGUGACUUCCUGUGUAACCGCUGGCUUGCUCUGGACCUGGACGACUUCUGCAUCCAGCGCACACUGCGCCCUGCCUCAGUGGAGGAGAUGAAGGAUUUCUCAUACCUGUUCUCCAGUAACAGUGGCUUCAGCAUGAGGGAAAAACAUCUGUGGGUCAGUGUGUUCUCUUGUCCACCAAAUUGUCCCUUCACAAGAACCCAGAGACUGACCUGUGCUCUGACCCUUCUACUGACCACCAUGCUGACCAAUAUCAUGUUUUAUGGCAUCCCAACUGAUGACCCUGAAGACCAAUACCAGGNGAAAGCCAAUGCCAGGCCUAGCAAGGAAGAGAUCUUACACAGCACUACACUUAUCCCCAUUCCCGAAGAGAUGCGUUAUCGUCAUGGCAACCAAAGUGCCAGUGGCUAUGUUUUGUUUAUCCCAGAAAAUAAAACCACUGAGGAAAACACUGUUUAUUACAUGGGGAUCACUUUAUUGAAUACCAGUGAUUCUGGGAACAGGUACCUAGAUGUUAAUGACAGUGUCCAGCUUCUGGUCACAGUCCACUCCAGUGCCUGUCUGUUCUGGGAUGAGCAGAAAGAAAUUUGGAGUAGUGAAGGAUGUAAGGUUUCUCCUCUCAGCACAGCUGUUACAUUACACUGUAUCUGUCAUCACAUGACUGUGUUUUCUGGCAAUUUCUUUGUCCUGCCUAAUGUCAUCACUAUUGUGGCAGACUCUUCUCUGUUCCUGACUUUACUGGAGAACCCACUGGUGGUGAGCAUUGUGCUGUGUGUAUGGGGCAUCUACCUGGCAGUUGUUAUCUGGGCACGCAAGAAGGACAGGGAAGACAUUCUUAAGGCUGAAGUGACAGUGUUAGAAGACAAUGAUCCAGAGCACAAAUAUGGCUACCUAAUUACUGUCAUCACUGGCUGGAGGACAGGGGCAGGAACCACAGCUAACGUGGGUUGUUUUAUAACAGGUGAAGAUGGUGAAAGUGACUGUCAUGUCCUGAGUGAUCCCAGACGUCCAGUAUUUGAGAGUGGUGGCGUGGACAGUUUCCUACUGACCUGUGCCCAGUGCCUGGGUGACCUCGUCUCUGUCACCAUCUGGCACGACAACUCUGGAACUGCUCCUGCCUGGUUUCUGGAGAAGUUGACAGUGAGGGACCUGCAGACAAAUGAGGUGUGUGAGUUCCUGUGUAACCGCUGGCUUGCUCUGGACCUGGACGACUUCUGCAUCCAGCGCACACUGCGCCCUGCCUCAGUGGAGGAGAUGAAGGAGUUCUCGUACCUGUUCUCCAGUAAUAGUGGCUUCAGCAUGAGGGAAAAACAUCUGUGGGUCAGUGUGUUCUCUUGUCCACCAAAUUGUCCCUUCACAAGAACCCAGAGACUGACCUGUGCUCUGACCCUUCUACUGACCACCAUGCUGACCAAUAUCAUGUUUUAUGGCAUCCCAACUGAUGACCCUGAAGACCAAUACCAG
Molecule: messenger RNA, 3514 nt
Organism: Lingula anatina
Lineage: Eukaryota; Metazoa; Brachiopoda; Lingulata; Lingulida; Lingulidae
Biological process (GO): detection of mechanical stimulus
Cellular component (GO): membrane
Molecular function (GO): calcium ion binding; calcium channel activity; protein binding
Source: RefSeq, a predicted model, not a curated record